CUACGACGAAGGCAGCAUAAUGGUGAAGGUGGGUCGGGAGGAGCCGGCCAUCUCGAUGGACGUGAACGGCGAGAAGAUUGUGUGGCGCGCACUCGAGAUACAGCAGGUCAACCUCAAGGCCAUGCCGGAGGCGUCGAACAAAGAUGGCGAACGACUGCCGGUCGCCGUCAAGGAUAUGGGCAGCUGUGAAAUAUAUCCGCAGACCAUCGCUCAUAAUCCCAACGGCAGAUUCCUAGUCGUUUGUGGAGACGGAGAGUACAUUAUUCACACAUCAAUGGUGCUAAGAAAUAAGGCGUUUGGAUCGGCCCAAGAGUUCAUUUGGGGACAGGACUCGUCCGAGUAUGCUAUCAGAGAAGGAACAUCCACUGUCAAAGUAUUCAAAAACUUCAAAGAAAAGAAAUCAUUCAAGCCAGAAUUUGGUGCUGAGAGCAUAUUCGGCGGCUACCUGCUGGGAGUUUGCUCGUUGUCUGGACUAGCACUGUACGACUGGGAGACCCUGGAGCUGGUGCGUCGCAUCGAGAUCCAGCCGAAGCACGUGUUACUGGUCGGAGAGUGGGAGCUGGUGGCGCUGGCCACUGAUGACUCCUACUUCGUGCUCCGUUACGACGCACAGGCCGUGCUCGGCCGCGACGCCGGUGAUGACGCUGUCACGCCGGACGGCGUCGAGGAUGCGUUUGAGGUAACUGGUGAAGUGCACGAAACAGUAAAAACUGGAUUGUGGGUGGGCGACUGUUUCAUCUACACCAACAGCGUAAACAGAAUCAACUACUACGUUGGAGGAGAGAUAGUCACCGUUUCUCAUCUCGACAGAACAAUGUAUCUGUUGGGAUACGUCGCUAAAGAUAACCGACUGUACCUAGGAGAUAAAGAACUAAAUAUCGUAUCUUAUAGUUUACUGUUGUCAGUAUUAGAAUACCAGACUGCUGUUAUGAGGUCUGAUUUUGAGACAGCCGAUAGAGUAUUGCCCACCGUACCAGCUCAGUACAGGACUAGAGUUGCACACUUCCUCGAAAAACAGGGCUUCAAGCAGCAGGCGCUAGCUGUGUCGACAGACGCCGAGCACCGGUUCGAGCUAGCUCUUCAGCUGGGCGAGCUGGCAGUGGCACUGGGGCUGGCCAAGGAGGCCGCCAGUCAGCAGAAGUGGCGUCAGCUGGCUGAGCUGGCCACUGCCAGGGAGCUCACACUCGCGCAGGAGUGUCUGCACCAGGCGCAGGACUAUGGCGGCCUGUUGCUGUUGGCCACCUCGUCAG
This is a messenger RNA of Nilaparvata lugens (brown planthopper), 1250 nucleotides long. Its product is annotated as coatomer subunit beta'-like. Gene Ontology annotation, biological process: intracellular protein transport; vesicle-mediated transport. Gene Ontology annotation, cellular component: membrane coat. Gene Ontology annotation, molecular function: structural molecule activity. The record is from RefSeq and is a predicted model, not a curated record. NCBI's taxonomy places the organism in Eukaryota, Metazoa, Arthropoda, Insecta, Hemiptera, Delphacidae.